Cyanistes caeruleus (blue tit) is the source of this 1438-nucleotide messenger RNA. Lineage: Eukaryota; Metazoa; Chordata; Aves; Passeriformes; Paridae. The record is from RefSeq and is a predicted model, not a curated record.
AUGCGUUUUUGCCCAAAUCUGUGGGAUUUUCCCCCAACCCCAGAUCACCGAGGGGGUCAAGCCCACCCUGUCCGAGCUGGAGAAGUUCGAGGACCAACCCGAGGGCAUCGACCUGGAGGUGGUGACCGAGAGCACGGAUCCCCCGAGCAGAUCCCCCGAGCAGAUCCCCCGAGCGGAUCCUCCGAGCGGAUCCUCCGAGCGGAUCCCCCAAGCAGAUCCCCAGGGCAGAUCCCCUUGAGCAGAUCCCCCGAGCGGAUCCCCCGAGCAGAUCCCCUGAGCGGAUCCCCAGGGCAGAUCCCCUUGAGCGGAUCCCCCGAGCGGAUCCCCCGAGCAGAUCCCCUGAGCGGAUCCCCUCUCCCCACCCCGCAGAAGGACUGGUUCGCCAAGCGCAAGAAGUUCAAGCGGCCGCCGCAGCGCCUGUUCGAUGCCGAGAAGAUCCGGUCCCUGGGUGGGGACGUGGCCUCCGACGGCGACUUCCUGAUCUUCGAGGGUAACCGCUACAGCCGGAAGGGUUUCCUGUUCAAGAGCUUUGCCAUGUCAGCUGUGAUCACCGAGGGGGUCAAGCCCACCCUGUCCGAGCUGGAGAAGUUCGAGGACCAACCCGAGGGCAUCGACCUGGAGGUGGUGACCGAGAGCACGGGGAAGGAGCGGGAGCACAACCUGCAGCCGGGUGACAACGUGGAGGUGUGCGAGGGGGAGCUCAUCAACCUGCAGGGGAAGAUCCUCAGCGUGGACGGUAACAAGGUCACCAUCCUGCCCAAGCACGAGGACCUCAAGGACAUGCUGGAGUUCCCGGCGCAGGAGCUGAGGAAAUAUUUCCGGAUGGGCGACCACGUGAAGGUGAUCGCCGGGAGGUUCGAGGGUGACACCGGGCUGAUCGUCAGGGUGGAGGAGAACUUUGUCAUCCUCUUCUCGGAUCUGACCAUGCACGAGCUGAAGGUGCUGCCCCGGGAUCUGCAGCUCUGCUCCGAGACGGCCUCGGGGGUGGAUGUUGGGGGGCAGCACGAGUGGGGGGAGCUGGUGCAGCUGGACCCCCAAACCGUGGGGGUGAUCGUGAGGCUGGAGAGGGAAACCUUCCAGGUGCUGAACAUGUACGGGAAGGUGGUGACGGUGCGUCACCAGGCUGUCACCCGGAAGAAGGACAAUCGCUUUGCGGUGGCGCUGGACUCGGAGCAGAACAACAUCCACGUCAAGGACAUCGUCAAAGUCAUCGACGGCCCCCACUCCGGCCGUGAGGGUGAAAUCCGCCACCUGUUCCGGGGCUUCGCCUUCCUGCACUGCAAGAAGCUGGUGGAGAACGGGGGGAUGUUCGUGUGCAAGACGCGGCACCUGGUGCUGGCGGGGGGCUCCAAGCCCCGCGACGUCACCAACUUCGCCAUGUGCGGCUUCGUGCCGAUGUCCCCCCGCAUCAGCAGCCCCAUGCACCCCAGCGGGGGGG